GUGACCCUCGUGUCGUGCGAUGGCUACGAGUUUGUGGUCCUUCGUGAAGCUGUCAUGGUUAGCCCAGCCAUCAAAAGUAUGCUGGAUCCCCGGAGUAGAUUCAGAGAAGCCAUCACAGGCCGAUGCGAAUUCUCUGGUAUAACCGGUAUCAUCCUCGAGAAGGUCUGCGAGUACUUCCAGUACUGGUACCGCUACCGUGACCGAGACGACGUGCCAGACAUGGAUAUUCCGGUCGAGCUUUGUCUAGAGCUGCUUGUAGCCGCAGACUAUCUG
This is a messenger RNA of Sodiomyces alkalinus F11, 273 nucleotides long. RefSeq names its product Skp1 family protein. Gene Ontology annotation, biological process: ubiquitin-dependent protein catabolic process. Gene Ontology annotation, cellular component: elongin complex. The annotation marks the transcript as partial. The transcript is spliced from 2 exons. NCBI's taxonomy places the organism in Eukaryota, Fungi, Ascomycota, Sordariomycetes, Glomerellales, Plectosphaerellaceae. Gene Ontology annotation, molecular function: protein-macromolecule adaptor activity. The record is from RefSeq and is a predicted model, not a curated record.